This is a messenger RNA of Leptopilina boulardi, 1174 nucleotides long. RefSeq lists its product as uncharacterized. The record is from RefSeq and is a predicted model, not a curated record. The transcript is spliced from 5 exons. Lineage: Eukaryota; Metazoa; Arthropoda; Insecta; Hymenoptera; Figitidae. The coding region runs from base 124 to 1089 and encodes 321 amino acids.
UCGUUUUGUCUUUGUUGUGUUUGUAGCGUUUGUAGCACUAUUGAGCACGUUUUAAAACACCGGUUAAUCGUAAAGAUUUAAUUCGUAAUCGUAGGUGAAAUAUGUAAAUAAAAAAAAAUAUAAAUGAGUUGUUUUGUAAAAGGUUGUACCACGUCAGGGUACAUGAAGAAGAAUUGUAAUGAAAAUUACAAAAAACAUUUAUUCUCGCCCGUUUCCGAGGAAAUAUUAUGCGAGUGGAAGAAAGCAAUUCCUGGAGGUGAGAAUUUGUUGAAGAAACAUAGAAUUUGUGAACUUCAUUUUGAAAAAGAUGACAUCAUAACUGAUUUUGUUACAAAAAUGCCUGAUGGAAGUGAAUAUCGUUUAAAACGAGAGAGACCAAUGUUAAGAAAAGGAGCGAUUCCAAAAUUUUUUUCAACUUUAACUUGUAAAGAAACGUAUGAAGCAUCUCAAAAGGAAAUAGAAAAAAAUCAUCAAAAAAAUGUUAUUAAAAAUAAUGAAUCAUUUUUAUUGCUUAAAGGAGAGGAAGUAGAUUUUAAAGAAAUGAUGAAUUUUUCUGACAAAAUUCCAUUACCAUCGAAAAAUUGGUUUGUAAACUCUGUGGAAAAAUUUAUUCAAUGGACAUCGUAUAGUUAUAAUUUCGAUGAUUGCUCAAAAAUAGUAAGAGUAAAUGAUGACAAAACAGUAAAUAUCCUUUUAGGUAGAAAAAAAGUGGAAAUACCAAAUUUUCAAACAGUGAAUAAUGUCAAUGAUGUGGUUGCAUUAUUAAAGGAAGUUGACAAAGUUAUUCCAUGUGGGGAAACUGAAAGAUCAGACAAAUGUUUUGGAUUUAUUAUUCAAAAAGAAAGCAGCAGAGGUCGUAAAUUUAUAUUUUGCGAAGAAUGUGCGAAACAUCGAAAAAGAAUGCAAAACAAGAUUGAAGUAGCGGAUAUUAUAGCAAAACUGAGAAUGAAAAAUAAGAAAUUAAGAGAGAAAUGUAAAAAUGCAAAAAGAAAAGAACUACGGUUGGUUAAAACUAGAAAAGUACUCAAAAGAAAGAUACAAGAGCUGCGGGGAAAACACGCCGAGACAAAAGAAGAAAUUUUAAAUUGAUCCGAGGAAUUAGAUUUAUCAGGCAAUGGGCGUUACAAAUGUAUAUCACUCAGGAUUAUAAACAAAAAAAAAAUCAGAAGUGGAA